Molecule: messenger RNA, 912 nt
Organism: Megalops cyprinoides (Indo-Pacific tarpon)
Lineage: Eukaryota; Metazoa; Chordata; Actinopteri; Elopiformes; Megalopidae
Gene: ccl44
Product: chemokine (C-C motif) ligand 44
Exons: 3
Coding region: 36-461 (141 amino acids)
Biological process (GO): cellular response to tumor necrosis factor; lymphocyte chemotaxis; inflammatory response
Cellular component (GO): extracellular region
Molecular function (GO): CCR chemokine receptor binding; chemokine activity
Source: RefSeq, a predicted model, not a curated record
GGUAACGCAGAGGAUUAAUAACCACAAGGCUCACCAUGUUACUGCGGACUGCAGCGGUGCUUUCUCUCGCUGCCGCUCUGUUUGGAUUUCUGGAAGGGAAGGGAGUUCAGAUGCAGAGGGACGUUCAGUGCUGUAUGCAGUACUCCCAGGGAAAGGUCCGUGCCAAAGAUGUGCUGAGGUUCGAGGUGCAGACAGAAGGGCCCGACUGCAGCAUACAGGCUCUCAUACUGUACACCAAGAGGGCAGUGAAGUGUGCUGACCCCAGAGACAGGAAAGUGAAGCGGUUGCUGAGGAAACUGACUCAGAGACAGAGGACCAAGGCACAUAGCACCAUGUGGCUCCACCCACAAGGGAAUCUUCCAGCCAUGGCUGAGGUAGCUGAAAGUCACACACGCCACUCUGCCAGGGUAAAGGAAAGCUGGCCAAUGAGAGGAAAAGAAAGUACUAAGAUUGACCAAUAAAAAUGCACUCUAAACUUUCACACCCUACUUUCCCUGGUUAGUUAGAUCAAUUGGAUCAAUUGCUCUACUGAAUGUCUCCAUGGUGCAGGGCUACACAACUGAAUUCUUUAUGGAUGGCAAAAAUCUGUUCUUUAUAAUCCUGUGUAUGGCCCCAUCUCAAGGGACAUUAAUCAUCUGUGAUGCUGAAUGCAUGCACCUUUGCCCUGACACAUUGUCUUUCCGUAUGAAGUCAUGAAAUUGGUCAUUGCAAAGGGUGCUGCUGUGAGUGACAGCUCCUGGCCCAACUGGUAUUGCAUUAUUAACUCAUUUUGUAAUACAGGGGUAUUGGAGAAUGUAAUGGAGUAUCACAAACAAUUGAACAUCACACUCCUUCCCAAAAUGGAUUAUGAUAGUGAUGGUGUAUUUAAUGAUUUGUAUACUCAUGUUGAAAUAUUGGUGUUUUUCUCUAGAG